AAUUCUUGGCUACUGUUUGUCUUGCCAUUUCUGUCGCCGUGAAGGGGCGCUGCGACUAUAUUAGGUAGACAAGAGCCCACUGCCCGCCGCUGCCAACCAUGCAUUUGGUACCAAAGGAGCUUGACAAGCUCGUCAUCUCGCAAUUGGGAUUUCUGGCCCAGCGCCGUCUCGCACGUGGUGUGCGACUCAACCAUGCGGAAGCUUCGGCCUUGAUUUCAUCCAACCUGCAGGAGUUGAUCCGUGAUGGAGAGUAUUCCGUGGCCGAUCUCAUGUCCAUCGGCAAGACAAUGCUGGGUCGCCGGCACGUCCUUCCCUCGGUCGUCUCGACCCUGGUCGAACUGCAAGUCGAGGGAACCUUCCCGACGGGCACGUACCUCGUGACCGUGCACCACCCGAUCAGCAGCGACGACGGGGAUCUGGAAAAGGCGCUCUACGGGAGCUUUCUCCCCAUUCCGCCGGCCGACGCGUUCCCGGACCCGGACCCCGCCGACUACACGCCCGAGAGCAUGCCCGGAGCCAUUGUGCCGGUCCCGAACAGCCGCAUCGCGCUCAACGAAGGGAGGAAGCGCAUCAAGCUCAAGGUCAUGAGCAAGGGUGACCGGCCCAUCCAGGUCGGCUCCCACUAUCAUUUUAUCGAAACGAACCCGCAGCUGCACUUUGACCGCCUCCGCGCGUAUGGAUACCGGCUGGACAUCCCCGCUGGCACGUCCGUGCGGUUCGAGCCGGGUGACACCAAGGUCGUCACGCUCGUGGAGAUCGGGGGCCACCAGAUCAUCCGGGGAGGGAAUCGCUUGGCUUCCGGCAAGGUGGAUCUCAGCCGUGCGGAGGAGAUUAUGAUGCGCUUGCAGGCAGACGGAUUCGCUCAUGUUUCCGAACCUACGGCGGACGCCGCGCUUGUGACCCCCUUCUCCAUGGAGCGGGAGGUGUAUGUGCGCAUGUUCGGCCCCACGACUGGAGAUUUGGUGCGUUUGGGGUUGACCAACCUCUGGGUACGCGUUGAAAAGGACUACACGACUUACGGAGACGAGUGCACGUUCGGUGGGGGCAAGGUGAUUCGGGAUGGGAUGGGCCAGUCUUCGGAAAAGUCCACCGCGGAGUGUCUGGAUACGGUUGUUACGAACGCGUUAAUCAUUGACUGGACUGGAAUCUUCAAGGCCGAUAUUGGUAUCAGGGAAGGGAUUAUCGUUGGCAUCGGCAAAGCUGGAAACCCGGACAUCAUGGAUGGCGUUACGCCGGGUAUGGUUAUUGGCUCUUCGACAGAUGUGAUUGCUGGAGAGAACAAGAUCGUGACUGCUGGGGGUUUUGAUACGCACAUUCAUUUCAUCUGCCCUCAACAGGCGGACGAGGCAUUGGCUUCUGGCAUCACGACAUUCCUGGGUGGAGGUACGGGUCCCUCGACCGGAUCCAAUGCCACCACCUGCACCCCUGGACCCACGCACAUGCGCCAAAUGAUCCAGGCGUGCGAUCGCAUCCCGAUGAACAUCGGUAUCACGGGUAAGGGUAACGACUGCGGUGGAGUGAGCAUCGAAGAACAGAUCAAGGCGGGUGCUGCGGGAUUGAAGCUACACGAGGACUGGGGCUCUACGCCCGCUGCGAUCGAUAAAUGUCUCGAGCUGUGCGAUGAGUACGAUGUGCAGUGCAUGAUCCACACCGACACACUGAACGAGUCCGGCUUCGUCGAGCAGACGAUUGAAGCCUUCAAGAACCGCACGAUACACACCUACCACACAGAGGGAGCGGGCGGCGGCCACGCCCCCGACAUCAUCUCGGUGGUGGAGCACCCCAAUGUCCUCCCCAGUAGCACCAACCCGACCCGCCCAUUCACCAUGAACACCCUGGACGAGCACCUCGACAUGCUGAUGGUGUGCCACCACCUGUCCAAGAACAUCGCGGAGGACGUCGCCUUCGCGGAGAGCCGGAUCCGCGCGGAGACGAUCGCCGCCGAGGAUGUGCUUCACGAUCUCGGGGCCAUCAGCAUGAUGUCCUCCGACUCGCAGGCCAUGGGCCGCUGCGGCGAGGUGAUCCUGCGGACAUGGAACACGGCGCACAAGAACAAAGCGCAGCGUGGGUUCCUGCCCGAGGACGAGGGCACGGGGGCCGACAACUUCCGCGUCAAGCGCUACGUCAGCAAGUACACGAUCAACCCGGCCAUUGCGCAGGGGAUGGCGCACAUGAUCGGCAGCAUCGAGGUGGGCAAGAUCGCGGACUUGGUGCUGUGGUCGCCCAGCUCGUUCGGCACCAAGCCUGCGCAGGUGCUGAAGAGUGGAAUGAUCGUGAUGUCCAAGAUGGGCGACCCCAACGCUUCCAUCCCCACCGUGCAGCCCGUGAUCAUGCGUCCUCAAUUUGGCGCUAUGGUCCCCAGCACCUCGAUCAUGUUCGUCUCGCAGGCCUCCAUCGACGCCGGCGUCGUCCAGACCUACGGCCUCCAGAAGCGGAUCGCGGCCGUCAAGAACUGCCGCAACAUCGGCAAGGCGGACAUGAAGUUCAACGACAUCAUGCCGAAGAUGAAGGUCGAUCCCGAGAGCUACCGCGUCGAAGCCGACGGGAUGCUCUGUGACGCGGAACCGGCGGAGACUCUGCCGCUGACGCAGGAUUACUUUGUUUACUGAUGUCGUCCGGUUAUGUGGAAGAACAAGAAGAAGAAGAAGAAGAAGAAGAAGAUGAUGAUGAUGGAAAUAAAGAAAGAAAAGGUGUGGGUAGGAUUAUACCUAGUAGUAGUAGUGUGACGAGUUUCCUUUGAUGAUGCAGUGAUACCUUUUGGGUUCUCUUAUUUUUGCCUGUCUUUUUUCUUGGGUUGGGGGGGUAUACAGACUAGCCUUUUUUUCGUCAUUCUUGUGUACAGACUUUCGGCCUGUUGG
Molecule: messenger RNA, 2858 nt
Organism: Aspergillus japonicus CBS 114.51
Lineage: Eukaryota; Fungi; Ascomycota; Eurotiomycetes; Eurotiales; Aspergillaceae
Product: urease Ure
Exons: 6
Coding region: 99-2609 (836 amino acids)
Biological process (GO): urea catabolic process
Cellular component (GO): urease complex
Molecular function (GO): nickel cation binding; urease activity
Source: RefSeq, a predicted model, not a curated record